CGCUGCAUGGAGAGGCUGAGGAACAGCCGGGCGAAGCUGCUGGACCGGCACCGCCAGGCCGGGGAGAGAGCGCGCGGCCAGGCCGUGGGCGCGCUGCUGGUGCAGGAGGUGAUGGAGCAG
Molecule: messenger RNA, 120 nt
Organism: Pygoscelis adeliae (Adelie penguin)
Lineage: Eukaryota; Metazoa; Chordata; Aves; Sphenisciformes; Spheniscidae
Product: RPA-interacting protein B-like
Exons: 1
Source: RefSeq, a predicted model, not a curated record